Acanthosepion pharaonis is the source of this 1740-nucleotide messenger RNA. The record is from the annotation of a GenBank genome assembly. Lineage: Eukaryota; Metazoa; Mollusca; Cephalopoda; Sepiida; Sepiidae.
AUGUCUCUUGAUGAGGAAACAUACUCUCCAGACACAAGUAUUGCUGGAAGAAUAUUCUAUCUAUCAAUCCCACCAAAUACGUACCCAAAAACUGUUGCAAGUUUAUAUAAAUACUGCCGGCCUCUUGCACAUGGUAGCUGGCAGCGGCUGGUUCUCGAAAAGCCAUUUGGAAGUGACCGCAAAACUGCAGAGACUCUGGCACAGUCACUCUCCCAAUGGUUUAACGAGAAUGAGAUAUAUCGAGUGGAUCAUUAUCUGCAAAAACCUAUUGUGAGACACAUUCUCCCUUUCAGGUUUGCAAAUGCUAAUUGGUUGGAGCAUAUUCUUAACAGACACCAUGUUGACAGAGUUGAAGUGGUCAGCAAAGAAAUUUUAGGAGUAAAAGGCCGAACCAAAUUCUACAACCAGGUUGGUGUAGUUCGUGACAUGCUGCAGAAUCAUUUAACAGAAUUACUUACACUCAUUACAAUGGAGUUACCCAGUCAUCUUGAUGCUGCAAACUAUGAAGAAAUUCAACGUAAGAAAAUUGAUCUUCUGGAACAGGUGAAGCCUGUGGACUCCAAGAAUAUUCUCUUUGCUCAGUACAAGGAAUACAUGCAAGAAGCUGUAAAAGAUGGAAUCAACAAGUCAUCCUCAGCCAAGACUGCAACGUUUGCAGCAACACAGGUCUUUAUUCAAUCAGCCCGGUGGAAAAAUGUCCCCUUCAUUUUAGUUGCUGGAAAACAACUUGAUGAAAAGGCCACGUAUGUAAGGAUUAUUUUCAAAAGAAACACUUUUCCCAUUCCCUAUCCAGCGGAAGGCCAAAAUCUGCAACAGAUUGUGUUUCACAUUGCUUAUGGCUCCAUGAAAGAACAUUCAAUUCUUGUCACCAAGACCCUUGGUAAUCCAACAUGGCCACCUGGAAUAAUCUCCAAACAUUGGGCACAACCUCCUGCGUAUGAUGCUGAGAUGUCUUCAUUCUAUAUGGCUGGUCCAGAAUUUGAGUCAGAUGCUUACUGUCAAGUUGUUCAAGAUAUCAUUCAGGGUAGACAGAGCAGUUUUGUUGGCACUGCCCAACUCCUGAACAUGUGGGAUAUUUGGCAGCCAGUUUUGAAUGUGCUUAGCAAGAGGCCAAAGUUGUAUACCCGCAAUAGUUCAUUAGACUUCUUUGUCUAUGACAACAGGUUACAAUUUAUCACAGAAGAGGACACACAACCAGUUCAUGUAGAAAUCCAGCAAGAUGAAAAAAGGUUUGGACAAGUCCCCUCCCAUUUCCGUGGUGGGACCCUUUAUGUAAAUUCCACCAAUGAAAUUGCAGUUCAACUUGCUCUGUCCAUCAUUGAUGAGGCAGUAAUAAUGAUUAAAAGAAAAAAAUCCUUCCACAUUGGGUUUUCUGGUGGCAAGACACCAGCUCUUCUCCUUGCACAGCUGCGUGAGCACUAUCCUCUCCAUUUGUGGGUGUACACCCAUGUCUGGCUGGUGGAUGACCGCUGUCAACACCUGGAUAGUCACCGUUCCAACUUCAACCUGUUGUAUACAGAACUACUUCAGCAUGUCAACAUCCCCUAUAUAAAUAUUCAUCCAAUGCCAGUGUCAAUAGCUGGAUCUCUGUGUCUUGAUGCUGACCAAGGAGACUUGCUCUAUGAGAAGCAGCUUACAGUUGCUCUUGGCGAUGGAGGUUUAGAUUACACGAUUCUUGGCCUCGUUUUAUAUCUCUCCCCCUCUCUCUCUUUUAUUUAUUUUUUUUUUAACAAUGUCUAA